AUGGCGAACGCUGAAGUUGAUUAUAAUGCUCUGGAGCAGCGCUCGCUUCACGAGAAGGGUUCAUCGGAAGUCCAGAAUACCGACCGAGGAAACCAAUCGUCAGUCUCAAAUGGCGAUGAGGAUGAGUGCCCUGUAGGCUUAAGAUUGAUAUUUGUGGUGGUUGCUUUGAUCUUGGCAAUCUUCCUGACUUCAUUGGAUUUUACAAUUAUUGCCACGGCGAUUCCACGGAUCACAGACGAUUUUCAUAGUCUUGGAGAUGUGGCUUGGUAUGGCUCGGCCUUCUUCUUGGUUACAGCUGGUUUUCAAACAGCUUGGGUCAAGGCGUAUGGCUUUUUCAGCCUGAAAAUCACGUUCCUGCUAGCCAUCUUCCUCUUCGAAGUUGGAAGUCUAAUAUGUGGUGUUGCACCUACAUCGGUGGCACUAAUAAUUGGCCGCGCGAUCGCUGGUCUGGGUGCCGCAGAUGUGAACACUGGUUCGUUUACCCUGGCUGCGUUCUGCGCACCCCCGAAAAAAAGACCUAUCUUCACUGGAUUGAUCGGUCUCUCGUAUGGAAUUGCAUCCGUCUUAGGGCCACUGCUUGGUGGUGCUUUUACGGAAAAGGCUUCAUGGAGAUGGUGUUUCUAUAUCAACCUGCCCGUGGGGGCUGUGUCCGCGCUCUUCAUUGUCAUGGACCCCAUCGGAACCUUUCUGAUGCUGGCCUGUGUCACUUGUUAUAUCCUCGCGAUGCAAUAUGGGGGUGAGAGUUAUGCCUGGAACAGCUCGGUUGUUAUAGGCUUGAUUGUCGGAUUCGUACUAUUUCUAGCUGUUCUUUGUGGAUGGGAGCUAUACAUGGGCGAGAUGGCCAUGUCUUGCCCUCGUUUAGUAAAACGGCAUGUAGUGUCUUCGGCUGUCGGCUUCUUCUUUUUCGGCUCAUACAUUGUGGUCAUCUACUACCUGCCUGUCUACUUUCAGAGUAUUGAUGGCGUGUCUGCUAUCAGUUCAGGUGUUCAUAACUUGCCUUUCAUCAUCUCGGUGUCCAUUUUCACGGUUCUUAGUGGCGUCUUUAUCUCCAUGACUGGCUAUCCCGCACCAUUCAUAAUCUCAGCAGCUGUAGUCAACACGAUCGGAUGCGGUCUUAUUUAUACAUUCAGCAUUGGUACCAGCGCAGGUAAAUGGAUUGGAUAUCAAAUUCUAGCCGGCGUUGGCAACGGAUUUUGUGUCCAAGUCCCGAUGAUUAUGGCGCAGGGAAACAGCGAUGCAUGUGAUAUGGCGGCCACAACUGCUAUUCUGAUGUGUUUCCAAACUAUUGGUGGUGCCUUUAUGCAAUCCGGUGCCCAAGCCGCGUUUGCAAAUCGGCUACUCAUCGAACUUCCUCACACUGCUCCGAAUGUCGACCCUACGGCCGUAGUAGCUACGGGAGGUACAGAGUUACAAUCCUUUGGCUCAAGCCUCCAUGGAGUCCGUCUUGCUUACAUGGACGGAAUUAAAGUGACAUUUGCAUUCGCGUGUGCUUCAAUGGGGGUGGCCUUCAUUCUUGCUCUGUUUUCUCGGCGGGCAAGAAUUGGGAGUGAACCAGCCAAUAACGCCAUGGUGCCUGCCGCCUAG
This is a messenger RNA of Penicillium psychrosexuale, 1584 nucleotides long. RefSeq names its product MDR family MFS transporter. The transcript is spliced from 6 exons. Lineage: Eukaryota; Fungi; Ascomycota; Eurotiomycetes; Eurotiales; Aspergillaceae. Gene Ontology annotation, molecular function: transmembrane transporter activity. Gene Ontology annotation, biological process: transmembrane transport. The record is from RefSeq and is a predicted model, not a curated record. Bases 1 to 1584 code for a protein of 527 amino acids.